Messenger RNA from Spodoptera exigua (beet armyworm), 1342 nucleotides. The record is from the annotation of a GenBank genome assembly. NCBI's taxonomy places the organism in Eukaryota, Metazoa, Arthropoda, Insecta, Lepidoptera, Noctuidae.
CUUUUAUUUGAAGUUCUAGGUUAAAGCUGUCACUGUUAAUGUCAACUAAAAAAAAGUUGGUGCCCGUGCCCGCCAAAAUUGUACAGUGCAAUACCAGAAAACUGCUUGUGAAUUAAAAACUUGACAGUUUUUCUUAUAAAAUAAUAUUGGAGGCAACAAAUUACAAAUGAAUAAUAAAAAACCAUGUUACAUUUGGGACGAAAAAUUAAUAGAAGAAUGCGAUCGACUGCCAGCCGUAACCGGAAGGGCUACUAUGAUUCACAAUUUGAUAGAAGCCUACGAUAUCUUGAAACAUGUAACUGUUGUGAAAUCUUCCCUAGCGACGUAUAAUGACUUGAAGGAGUUUCAUUCAGAAUUGUAUCUGGAUCAUCUAAAGAAGUUUACCGACGUUCAGGAUGAUUAUAUGACUACUGCGGAGGACGAAGAAUGUGGCAUUGGAUAUGACUGUCCUCCCGUAUCCAACAUGUAUGGCUUGGUGUCGACCAUAGCAGGUGGUUCCAUUACUGCAGCCAGGUGCUUAAUUCUGGGUAUUACUGAUGUUGCCAUUAACUGGUGUGGAGGCUGGCACCAUGCACAUAGAUUUGGUGCAGAAGGAUUCUGUUAUAUAAAUGACAUUGUGAUAGCUAUUGAAAAAUUAAGAAGAAAGUUCCCUAAAAUAUUAUACAUUGAUCUGGAUGCACACCAUGGCAAUGGAGUACAAGAUGCUUAUAAUUUGAGUAAAUCAGUAUUUACUUUAUCUUUUCACAAGUUUGAGCCCGGGUUUUACCCUGGCACGGGAAGUAUAGAUGAUAUUGGAACACAGGGAGGGAUGGGCUACAGUUGUAACUUUCCUCUGCAUGCGGGAUAUGGUGAUAAUACGCUAGUGUAUGCUUUUGAGAGAGUGUUCAGCUCUGUUUAUACUCAGUUUAUUCCUGAUGCGAUUGUGGUGCAAUGUGGGGCUGAUGCUUGUGGGCAAGACCCCAGUGGUGGUGCAAACCUCACCCAUAAGAGUUAUAGUAAAUGUAUACGCCAAGUGCUUGACAAACGAAAACCCACACUCUUGUUAGGAGGAGGUGGGUACAGGCAUGAUAAUACGGCACGUUUGUGGACAUCCCUCACAGCUUUAGUUGCUGGAGUAAACUUAGACGAGUUGAUACCAGACCAUAGUCAUUGGCUUGAAUAUGGUCCAGAUUAUACCUUACCUUUGGAUGCUACCCUGGUUAAAGACAUGAAUAAAAGUUCAUAUAUAGAAGAAUGUAUUGAAAAAAUCAAUGCCAAUCUAACAAAAUAUUUAUUGAACUAAAUAUGGGACUUCUAGAAAUGUAAUUAACCAUAAUAUGAACAACAGAAGCACAUAAAUAUG